UUAGUAGAUGGAAGGUGGCAAAAUAGUGGGGGCAUCCCAUUAAGGAGAAGUCGGGUGGCAGGUAGCCCUGCCCCUCUCCACCACGCACUUCCAUAAAUAUAUAAAACCAUUUUCUUCUCUUCUGAAAUCUUAAUACCCAGACUUGAUUAUUUAUUAUCUUGGCAGCCUUUUUUUUUUUUUUUGCUUUUUACGAUUAAAGUUUGUAAUUAAAUCCUUGGCAAGUAAAGAAGCUUCACGCUUUGCUGUUGUUGAAUCUCGAAACCGCUUUGUGUGCAUCGGUUCAACAUCCUUUGGCGUAACCACCCCAACCCACUCUUCCUUACCAUAAAUCUAUCUGCCUUCUUUGAAACCGUCUAUCAGUUACUCCUCUGAUUUUUGCAUAUAAGCAUUUCUGGAUCAAUCCCAGAUCUCUUCAUUUCAAAGGGGGAAACAUUUGCAGGGCAGAUAAGGAACCGCUUCCUUGAAUUGGGCAGAUUUCUCUUUUCGUUGAGUUUCUGUCUUGUUGUGUGCUUAAAUACUCACUAUUUCAACAAUGCUGGGAGAAAGCAACAACAACAACAAUGUUCUUCCCGUUUUCCUGGACCAGACUGGUUUCAAGUACCCUACUAAUGCAUCCAAUCAGCUCCAGUUGUUUGAUGCAGCACCAGUUGGUUUCAACAUCAGCCCCACAAAUUUCUUUGGUAGCGAACAUAACACCCCUCUGGCCAGGCCAAACAAACGGGGCAGAGAUGGGGAGAACAUUCCUAUGCAGCAGAUUCUUCCAAUAUCCAUGAAUAAUAAGAGUAAUAAUAAUUUUGGUCUUGAUGAAGCCGAUCAACUGGUGAGGAUGUCCACACACAACCAAGUCUCAACAGGUUUAAGGCUAUCAUAUGAUGAUGAUGAACACAACUCUUCUGUCACAUCAAAUGGAAGUUUGAAUGCUCCAUCAUCAGUUAUGUUGGCUUUAACAGAAGGCCUUAAAACGGAACUUGACCACCAAAAGAGAGAGUUUGAUCAGUACCUUAAGACUCAGGAAGACACUUUGAAGAAAGGGCUUCAAGAGAUAAAGCAAAGACACAUGGCUUCUUUUCUCGGUGCCAUACAGAAAGGCAUCAGCACAAAGCUACGAGAGAAGGACCUCGAGCUAGAAAACAUCAACAGAAAAAACAAAGAACUCGUCGAAAGGAUGAAGCAAGUGGCUUCUGAAGCCCAGAAUUGGUGUUACAGGGCCAAGUACAAUGAAAGUGUGGUUCAUAUGCUGAAAACCAACCUUCAACAGGCGUUGCAUAAUGCAGCCGAUCAAGAAGCCAAAGAAGGGUUUGGUGACAGCGAGAUGGACGACGUUAACUCCGGGAUUUACCCGAAUUUUGGCCUUAGCAUGGCCGCUGCGGGCCCUCCUGUGGCGAAUGGGUUUACUAUCGCUUGCAGAUUGUGUAAAGCUAAAGAGGUCUCAGUGUUAUUGAUGCCAUGUAGGCAUCUGUGUGUGUGUAAAGAAUGUGAUGGGUCGGUGGGGGAGUGUCCUGUGUGCGCGACGGUUAUAACCACUAGUGUCCAGGUGUAUCUGUCAUGACGAUGAAAUUCCGACCUACCUACCGUAUAUGGCACAGUUGAAUGAGUAUAUUAUUAAUAUUAUCAUCACAUAAUAUUUAACUUAAAACCAUCUUAAGUUUUUGUUUUUAUCUAUUUUUAAUAUGAAAUGUAACUGAAAAUCUGAGAUGAAUACAUAUAUGUAGCCUGUACAAUCUUCCCAAGCUGCAUUUAAAUGCUACAAACCCUAAGAGCCU
Cuscuta epithymum is the source of this 1763-nucleotide messenger RNA. NCBI's taxonomy places the organism in Eukaryota, Viridiplantae, Streptophyta, Magnoliopsida, Solanales, Convolvulaceae. The record is from the annotation of a GenBank genome assembly.